Molecule: messenger RNA, 3619 nt
Organism: Colossoma macropomum (tambaqui)
Lineage: Eukaryota; Metazoa; Chordata; Actinopteri; Characiformes; Serrasalmidae
Gene: alcamb
Product: activated leukocyte cell adhesion molecule b
Exons: 16
Coding region: 185-1876 (563 amino acids)
Biological process (GO): cell-cell adhesion
Cellular component (GO): plasma membrane; cell-cell junction
Molecular function (GO): cell adhesion molecule binding
Source: RefSeq, a predicted model, not a curated record
CAACCACACUCAUCACUUCUGCAGCUAUCACGCGCACGUGCUCAACGGUUCCUGAAGUUUGAAUUCGCUGACGCACGCGGUGCUCCGAGCUCGGCGGCCGUUAGUCCUGUAACCGAAACUUCAGGAAACUUGGAUUUCUCAGGUUUUGUUUCAGAGAGAAGCUUUUAUCUUAAACUCUCCGAGGAUGCGCUUGACGGUGUUUUCUGCGAGCGCCCUGCUCAUCGUGUCCCUCCUGGAGCGAGUGAGUGGACUUCAAACCAUAUUUGGCCAGUAUGGGGAGACUGUUGAGGUGCCUUGCAACAAAGGGGAUGCCAAGGCAGAGGACAUCUUCAUAACCAAAUGGAAAUAUACCAAAGCAGACAGCAGCACUGGUGACUUGCUGGUGAAAUCAGGGGCUCAUAAUGCCACAGCCUCCUCAGAUGUGGAUUACUUUGGCAGAGUAAGCCUUACAAAGGACCUCAGUCUGCGCAUUGCCCAAGCAAAACUAUCUGAUCAGAAGAUUUUCACUUGUAUGGUGGUCAUAGGCUCAGACAUAUUUGAGUACCCUGUUCAAGUGAAAAUUGAAAAGGCACCCUCUGCUCCCAUGAUCACCAAUCAAGCCACAAAAAUGGAAAUGGGAAAGCUAACAACACUGGGAGAGUGUUCAACUAAAGAUGCCAACCCUGCAGCUAACAUCACAUGGUUCAAGAACAACAUUCCACUUGUAGCUGAUGAGAAAGUGAUCAAGAUCACCACAACUGUGCAGACAGAGAAAACGACCGGCCUCUCGUCUACAUCUUCCAAACUUGAGUAUGCUGCUGUGAAGGAAGACCUGAAUGCUAAGUUUGCCUGUGCUGUCCAGCAUAAGAGCCUGGCUUCAGACCUAGUGUCUGCUCCUGUGAUCUUUGUCAUUAACUACCCCACUGAGAAGGUCAGCCUUCAGGUCGUUUCUGCAGACCCGAUCAAGGAGGGAGACAAUGUGACCUUGAAAUGUAAAGCUGAUGGGAAUCCACCUCCCUCCAGCUAUAGCUUCCACAUCAAGGGGAAAAAGGUGAAAGUAGAGAAUUCAGACACCUACACGCUGACCAGUGUCACGCGGGCCAGUACGGGAGAAUACAAGUGCUCCCUGGUGGACAAUGAUACAAUUGCAAACUCUGCGAAUAUCACAGUUAUGUAUCUGGACGUCAACCUAACAAGAGGAAGGAUUGUUAAACAUUUAGAUGAGAGCUUUGAGGCAACAUUAAUGGUCAAUGCGGUUGGAGUUCCACAAGUCUCCUGGUCAAAGAACAAUGCCAAACUGAAUGCUCCACCAAAGUUUGACAAACUGAAGUACUCAGAUUCUGGAGUGUACGAGUGUGUGGUUUCUAUGGCAGGAAUCAUCAGAAAAGCCUCAUUUGAACUGAUAGUUCAAGGUGCCCCAGUGAUCAACAAGCUGACCAAGCAGCGCAGUAAUGACGGCAAUUUCAAGGUUCUGAGCUGCGAGGCUGAAGGCUCGCCCAAACCCACCGUGCAGUGGAGCAUUAAUGGCACUAAUGCUACUGAGACUCCGUAUGUGGAAGGGAGGAUCACACACAGAAUCACCAUCAUUCCAACAGUCAAUCUCACAGUCAACUGCACAGUUUAUAAUGAUCUAGGCCAAGCCUCAAAGAGCCUUGACGUGUCGACUCUAUAUGAGGAGGUGACAAUGGACAAGCGAGAGGACUCUACUGACCAGACUCGAGUGGCAGUGGGGGUCAUCAUAGGCGUGAUCCUGGCGGCUGUGGCUAUUGGUCUGAUUUACUGGAUAUACAUGAAGAGAACCAGGCAAGGCACAUGGAAAACUGGAGAAAAAGAGGACGGCACACUGGAGGAAAGCAAAAAGCUGGAGGAAAAUCAGAGUCAAAAAGCAGAGGUGUAAAACCAAAGGAUCCUUUCAGGGAGAGGAGGCAGUAUUGUAGCAAACUGUAUUACAAUCAGCACAAAUGUGCGGAAAGCUGAUAGUAGGCCAUCGCAUUUGGCUGAUGGACCAUUGUCUGAACCGAUGUCUAUAAUGUAUGUCUCUGUCCUCCUGCCAAGAGGAAGACCUUAUAAAUGAUGUUUGUUGUAUAGUUGUGAAUCUUCUGCACUGAGGAUUUCCUGUAUAAUGUACCUGUUUGAAAACCUGUGUAUGUUACAUGUUAAUUAUGUUGCUGUUCCUAUUUUUGAUUGUUUAUUAAAAGCAGAUUCCAUUUGUUUAGCCCAAUUUACCUCAUGUGUAAGAAAAAUAGCCUUUAAACUGUGACUCUGUUUGAAUUUUGGAAUAAGUUAGAUUGCUGAGUUUUUCCUGUUCUUUUCUAUGCUUUACUCAUUUUUGUCAGAUCACACGUACUAUCUAAAUAACGUCUACUGUUAACAGUUCUGUUUUUUUUUGGUUUUUUUGCAGUCUGUUGAGCACUUGGUUAAGUUUCAGUUCUGUCUUGAUAGGUAUUGAUUAUGUUGAUUACAAAAUAAAACUUCUUGGAAGUUAAAAUAAGUGCAUGUAGAGGGCAUGUAUCUGCAUUUUCAUGGGACUUUAAAACUAUAGGCUACCUGAUAAAACUAAAUUCUGAAUUCUGAAUAAAGGAAAUUACAUGUAGAUAACAAGACAGUAAUCAGGAUUAAUGUAAAUGUUUAAUGCUCUGUGUUGGAUGUUUGGGCAGUCUUGAAUCUGGAUUCAUUAUUUAGGGAUGCACAGAUAUGGGAAUUGCAGAUGCCCCCAUGUACAUAUCUGGCAAUACAGAUAAAUAAACAGAAAUCCACCUAGAUUACCAUUACAGAAAAAAAUGACACAGAGGUUACAAAUGCAAAAAUAUAAAAUGAGUAAAAGAUACUGUAUCACAGUAGCCUCUCAAGUAUGUGUUUUAAAUACCAGUCAAAUUGAAACAUCUGUUUGAUGCCAGUAUUUUUUGAGGCAAAUAUCUGCCUCUAUAUAUGCCAUCAUAUCUAGAUAUGAUUCUGAUAUCAUUGUGCAUCCCUACUUUACGAGAUAGAACAAGACUUGAAGAGCUGAAUAUGGAACCAUAUACAUACUAUGUCCUUAUAUGUUGGGUUUUUUUUUGUUUGUUUUUUUGGAAAACUCAAGUUUUACUGGUUCAGCUUCCCACUCCACUUUUAGAUGGGUAUAUGGACUCAGACCGCAGUAAACAGGCUUGAUGUUAGUUCCGAAUCUGAAAUCACAAUAAUGGCAACUGCUGGUUUCUCUUGCUCAGCAAAUGUUAAAGCCACCCGUGAUGCCACUAUGUGUCAAAUUUGUAAUUCACUGCUAGUCUGAACUUGCGGACUUGAAGGCCAAAAUAAUUUGAUGUGUGAACUAUGUAACCUUCCUGUUUACUUGAGACUUUGUUUAAGUACCUAAUGUGAAUACUUAUAAGUUAAAACUGCAAAACUGUAGAUCUGUUUAGAACCACGCCACAGUAGCGGUACGAAAUAUCACCUAAUCCUUUGUGUCCAAUUAUUUACCGUUCUUGUGCAGCGGAAUUGAAACUAAUCUAGUGUGAAUGCUUUAAAGCUGUAAAUAUUGCUAAAGUUUUGUUAUUUUUGUGUUCUAUUUAUAUUGUUAAAGGUUAGGCACGGUUGGUUUCUCCAAAAAAUAUACCUGCUACUGAAGGUUUGCUCUUGCAGGCAUUAAAAAUGUGAUAUUCUU